Messenger RNA from Enhydra lutris kenyoni (northern sea otter), 1144 nucleotides. Its product is annotated as family with sequence similarity 89 member B. Gene Ontology annotation, cellular component: lamellipodium; cytoplasm. Bases 18 to 596 code for a protein of 192 amino acids. Gene Ontology annotation, molecular function: transcription corepressor binding. Gene Ontology annotation, biological process: negative regulation of SMAD protein signal transduction; negative regulation of transforming growth factor beta receptor signaling pathway; positive regulation of cell migration. The record is from RefSeq and is a predicted model, not a curated record. The transcript has 2 exons. NCBI's taxonomy places the organism in Eukaryota, Metazoa, Chordata, Mammalia, Carnivora, Mustelidae.
UCCGCGCCGGUCGGGCCAUGAAUGGGCUGCCCUCGGCCGAGGCGCCGGGUGGUGCUGGCUGCGCCCUAGCCGGGCUCCCUCCGCUACCGCGCGGCCUCAGCGGUCUUCUCAACGCAAGCGGGGGUUCGUGGCGGGAGCUGGAGCGCGUCUACAGCCAGCGCAGCCGCAUCCACGACGAGCUGAGCCGCGCGGCCCGUAUCCCAGAUGGGCCCCGCUACGCUGCGGGCGCCACCAACGCGGGACCCGCCGCCGGUCCCCCCGGCCCACGUCGCCCUGUCAAUCUCGACUCAGCACUAGCAGCGCUGCGCAAGGAGAUGGUGGGGCUGCGGCAGCUGGACAUGUCCCUACUGUGCCAGCUGUGGGGCCUGUACGAGUCAAUCCAAGACUAUAAGCACCUGUGCCAAGACUUGAGCCUGUGCCAGGACCUGUCAUCCUCCCUGCACUCAGACAGCUCUUAUCCACCUGAUGCUGGCCUGUCUGAUGACGAUGAGCCUCCCGAUGCCAGCCUGCCCCCGGACCCGCCACCCCUCACUGUGCCCCAGACACACAAUGCCCGGGACCAGUGGCUGCAGGAUGCCUUUCAAAUCAGCCUCUGAAGAGCUGGGGGUGGGGGGAACACGCACCCAUGCAAAAGGCUCAAAAACUCAGCCCUUAGUCAGGACUCAGACUUCUAGUGCCUGCUUUCCCUGUAUCACCUCACUUCACGAGAAGGCAAGCCUUUGGGCCCCUCAGACGUAAAAUUGCCGACCCCCUCUCUCCUGACUCUGGUUAGCUAGCGCUGGGGCAGGCACCUGGGCUACAGCCUUGGCCCAUGGCACCGAACUUCCACUCCUCCCACAUGUGUGCACCCCAGCUUGGCCAACCUGCUGUCUGGUGGUGGGGCCCAAAGCAUCUGGCACUCCGCUUGACAUCUCUGGGAUGGGAUGAGUGCCUGGUUCCCAUCUCCUUUUCACCUUUUGCUGCUAUUGGCAGCUGCUGGCUCAGGGGCAUCCCACCUCUGGUCCCUGCGUUCCACUGCUCUAGACCAGGGCAUCCCCAUUCUUGCACCCACCCACGGCCGGGAGGGCCAAGGCUCCGUGCUGGAUGUUUAAGUUUAGGGGCCAGACUCUUGGGCACGUAGGUAAAUAAAUACUCUCUCAGCGUU